This is a messenger RNA of Pollicipes pollicipes, 3248 nucleotides long. RefSeq names its product cocaine esterase-like. The record is from RefSeq and is a predicted model, not a curated record. NCBI's taxonomy places the organism in Eukaryota, Metazoa, Arthropoda, Thecostraca, Pollicipedomorpha, Pollicipedidae. The coding region runs from base 10 to 1698 and encodes 562 amino acids. The transcript has a single exon.
CGCGGGGGGAUGCGCGCGUUGCUCGUGCUCGGGUGUUUGGCGCUGUCGCUAGCCGAGCGGCCGCUGGUCCGGCUCGGUGACGGGGUGCUGCGCGGCGUCACGCUUCGCUCGUUCGAGGGACGCCAGUAUGUCGCCUUCAAGGGCAUCCCGUAUGCCCGACCACCGGUGGACGACCUGCGCUUCCGGCCGCCGCGCGCUCACCCCGGCUGGUCGGGGGUGCGCGACGCCGCCCGGCAUGGUGCCACGUGUCUGCAGUUCAAUAUGAUGAAUGACAACAUCAAGGAGGGCCAGGAAGACUGCCUGUUCGUCAACGUGUACUCGCCCCGACUGCCAGCUGGUGACGGUGAGCCCGGUCUGCCCGUCAUGGUGUGGAUCCACGGCGGGGGCUUUGUCAGCGGCUCUGGCGACGCCGACCUCUACGGCGUUGACUUCCUGAUGGACGAGGACGUCGUGGUCGUCACUCUCAACUAUCGACUCAACGUGUUCGGCUUCUUCACCACAGAUGACGCCGUGGCGCCGGGCAACGUGGGUCUGCUGGACCAGGUGCUGGCGCUGCAGUGGGUGCGCAGCAACAUCGCUCGCUUCGGCGGCGACCCGCAGCUGGUGACGCUGUUCGGCGAGUCGGCCGGCGGCGCCAGCGUCUCGCUGCAGGUAAUCAGCCCGCUGUCGGCCGGCCUGUUUCACCGAGCCGUCAGCCAGUCGGGUGGCGCCUCGGCCUGCUACGUGGUCGGCGGCCGGCAGCGGCCCCUGGCGUUGCACUUCGCCGCCGAACUCGGCUGCCCGUCGGAGCAUAGCCGGGCCGUGCUCGAGUGUGUGCGACGCGCGUCGGUCGAUGAUAUUAUGCGAGUGCUUGGCGCGCUGGGCCCCUCGGCCAGCGCUCGGUCCAAAAAGUUCCACCCGCGCGUCGACCCGGAGGCCACGUCACCAUUCAUGCCGGCUGAGCCGAACGUGCUGCUCCAGCGGGGUGAGUUCAGCCGCGUGCCCUGGAUGAUGGGAUGUGCGCGGGACGAAGGUCUGUUCGUCCUCAACUUUGUUCAUGGCAGUAGUUCGGACACCCUGAAGCGAGCCCAAGAGGGAGACCUGGAGGCAUGGGGCUCCAAUGAGCUCAUGUGCGGUGGUAGUCUCUCUGACAAGACUGAGAAACCUCUCGAGGUCGCUGCCAAGAUCCGUGACUUCUUCCAGAGCCGCGGCAACUCUAAUGCUGGUCUCAUGGACUUCUUCGGUGACCGCUUAGCUGCGCUGACACUGUCGACCGAGUCUGAGCUGGCGUCGCAGUACGUGCCUGUCUACAAAUACGUGCUGGACCACGUGGGGCCGGGCCAGAUGCACUUCACCGAUCUGCUACAGAUCCCGGUACCGCCGGCGCCGCAUGCUACGCACGGCGACGACCUGGCCUAUCUGUUCCACGGUGAACGGCAGCCGCUGCCGGAGCGCGGCUCGCCCGAGCACACCAUGAUCCGGCUUCUGGUGAACCUGUGGACGAGCUUUGCACGGCGCGGCUACCCCACCACGGACGUGCUGGACGCGCCCGCCUGGCCCAUCUUCACGGCGCAGAGUCAACGCCACCUGCGGCUGAACGCGGCGCCGGCCCUUGGAGACCAUGCCUUCGAAGAGCGCGUCCGCUUCUGGAAAAGCCUGCCGUUGGCCGAGCCGUGGAAUGCGCACGAGCAGUCUAGUCGGCUACGUGGCGAGCUCUGACCGCUAGGUGGGAGUAGUGGGGUUCUACCAAGUUCAAUUUUUUGGCGGUGAGGUACCGCUAAUGGAUUUGUACUCUGAUUCGAGAAUAGGUGCAGGCAAUGGGGCGGUGGUGGGUUAAAGAAUACCUUACAACAUUCUUGUGGUUUCACCGAGUGUCACGCUGAACUCUAUAGCUCGGUGGUUCGCAAGCAAUGAGCUGUCUAUACCGGCUGGAUUAAGGAAACUAAAACCUGGCAUCGCUUGAAUCUGUGACGAGGUCUGGUUCGCCUCAGUUUAAGUCAGUGUAUGCACUGCUAAUCUGGAAGCGGGACACUGGCGCAGCGCAAGCCUUGUUGAUGCGCGUGGUGUCUGCAGUCCCCGUGGUCUGAUGGAAAGGCUACACGCAAUGCAAUAGUGCCGGUUACGAGCUCCAAGGUGGGCGCGCUGCCUUGCCCGACAGUUGAAGGUAAGUCUACUGACAGCUGAACAAAUGAAAUAGCCUGGUCCCGAGUUGGGUUCUUGGCCGAUUGACAGAAACGUCUGUUGAAAACUGACCAAACCAAAUCAGCCUGACCCCCGCGACCGCGUCUGGAAUACGGCCCAGGCCACACCGAUGCCCUGAUAUGUGCCCUGCAUGGUCCAGAGUGGUGCGCAGCUGGGCCGCGGACUGAGUGUCAAAUAAAAGGCUAUCCCCACAUCCUGCUCACAUCCAGAAAAGUGUCACAUCUUGCCGCGGCCGUCAGCAAAAUUCUGCAAGGAUCAUCCAGGGUUAUGCCGGGUUUCCGGACACUGCCCAACCGGACUACCCGUCUCAGGCCCGGCAGGAAUUACAAAAAUGCUGGCUGGGUAUUUUCUCGAGAUUAAUGUGUGAUUAGCAGAAACAUCUGCUACCCUGGGGUGGAGUUAUGAAAUUCUGGUGCAAAACCAUAAUGAACUGCCGUGAAGUCUUCAGAACAGGGUCAUGAAAGAUAACGAAUUUGUUGUUUUGUUAGGGCCAUCCAGUUGAUAACUCAUUUGAGUCCUGUAAACCAGCGCGAAAAAGGAGAAAAAGGCUUUAAUGAGGCAAAACGUAUGACACAUCCUUACAACCAAACCAGCUGUAAGAAAACUGGUUAACGACGAGGAAAAUUAAAGGGAGACUCCCACGUUUCCAUGGGAUUUUGAACUAAAUCAGCCAUCUUAAGGAUCACUCCAUGCAGUUCACGGCCCUUCCCUUUUAUAAGCGAGUAUGCUACCUUUUUGUACUUUUCACUUAUUAGGUCAGGCGCGCUUAAUUUGAUCGGUGAUGCCAGUUUUCGCGAAAUCCUUCUGAAAAGCUUCGAAUUUCGAUUUGAAGUGGCCGCUCCUGCGAAAGGAACCUUAUCGGACUCUCUGGUCAUCACUACGCAACAAAACCCUUUACUAUGUCUUGCUUUUUCCCAAGUGUGCAUUCUGUGAUGCCUGCAAAACACCAAAUUGUCCAGAUGCAUGUGUAAUAAAUCCAAUGAAAGCUGGAAACACUCUUUUUAGAGAAAGGGAUAUGUACAGAUGAUGUUGUUAUCCCGCGAACUCAAUGGCACGUCAUACUAUGA